Prunus dulcis (almond) is the source of this 690-nucleotide messenger RNA. Lineage: Eukaryota; Viridiplantae; Streptophyta; Magnoliopsida; Rosales; Rosaceae. The record is from the annotation of a RefSeq genome assembly.
AUGGCAAAAAAGAAAGUAUUAAUUUCCCUUCUAUAUCUUGCAUCUAUAGUAUUUUUGCCUUGGUGGAUCUCUCUCUCAUUUAAUAAAAGUUUGGAAUCUUGGGUUACUAAUUGGUGGAAUACUAGGCAAUCCGAAAUCUUUUUGAAUGAUAUUCAAGAAAAGAGUAUUCUAAAAAAAUUCAUAGACUUAGAGGAACUCCUACGUUUGGACGAAAUGUUAAAGGAAUACCCGGAAGCACUUUUACAAAAGCCUCGCAUCGAAAUCUACAAAGAAACGAUCCAAUUGAUCAAGAUGCACAAUGAGGAUCGCACGCAUACAAUUUUACACUUCUCGACAAAUAUAAUCUGUUUCGUUAUUCUAAGUGGUUAUUCUAUUAUAGGUAAUGAAGAACUUGUUAUUCUUAACUCUUGGGUUCAAGAAUUCCUAUAUAACUUAAGCGACACAAUAAAAGCUUUUUCUAUUCUUUUAUUAACUGAUUUAUGUAUAGGAUUCCAUUCGCCCCACGGUUGGGAACUAAUGAUUGGCUCUGUCUACAAAGAUUUUGGAUUUGCUCAUAAUGAUCAAAUUAUAUCCGGUCUUGUUUCUACUUUUCCAGUCAUUUUAGAUACAAUUUUUAAAUAUUGGAUCUUUCGUUAUUUAAAUCGUGUAUCUCCUUCACUUGUAGUGAUUUAUCAUUCAAUGAAUGACUGA